Molecule: messenger RNA, 438 nt
Organism: Solanum pennellii
Lineage: Eukaryota; Viridiplantae; Streptophyta; Magnoliopsida; Solanales; Solanaceae
Exons: 1
Coding region: 1-438 (145 amino acids)
Source: RefSeq, a predicted model, not a curated record
AUGUGGAAGGAUAGACAAGCGUUGGGCGGAGUUUUGGUCACUUGGGAGUUGUUUAAGACAACCUUCCUGCAGAGAUUCUUCCUCAGGGAGAUGAGGGAGGACAAGGUUGAGGAGUUUAUCAACCUUAAACAGGGAUCAAUGACAGUCAAGGAGUAUUCUGUGAAGUUUGUUAAACUAUCCAGGUAUGUUACUUCCCUUAUAUCUAACAUCAGGGAUGAGAUGAGUAGGUCUCUCACAGGAAUCACCGGAGAUCUGGAGAAGAAGUGUGGUUCUUUGAUGCUCCACGAUAACAUGGACCUCUUUAGGUUGAUGGUGCAUGUCCAGCAGGUGGAGGAAAGCUGGAAGAAGAGGCGUAUCCAUGAUACUAGGAGGCCUAAGCCUCAUGAUCAGGAAAUUCCUAGCAAUGGAGGAAAUAGAAACAAUGUUGGCGUCCGUUAG